This is a messenger RNA of Colletotrichum paranaense, 843 nucleotides long. RefSeq lists its product as uncharacterized. The record is from RefSeq and is a predicted model, not a curated record. The coding region runs from base 1 to 843 and encodes 280 amino acids. Lineage: Eukaryota; Fungi; Ascomycota; Sordariomycetes; Glomerellales; Glomerellaceae. The transcript has 2 exons.
AUGAGUAGCGUAUUGCCGAAAACUGAUGCGCCCAAGGUGGGCGUGAACGACGCCAUUGCUGCGUUGCCCGCCUACAAGUCCCUCAGCUCCUUCGUCAAGACCGAAGGGGCAACCGACAAGAAGGCACUCGAAAAUACCGUUGACGAGUUCAAGGAUUUGGCAAAGAAGUCCGAAUCUCAGAUCGAAGAUUUUCUCUGGGAUACAUACAACGCCAUCUUUGCCGUUGCUAAGCAGACCCCUCCAGAGAAACAAACUCCGCUCCUCGAUUUCCUGCAACGCCUGCGCGAGACCACUGUCACAGCCUCGGAUGGUCAGCCCCUGAAAUUGAACAACCAAGUCGUCUGGAAGGAUCUCCCCACCUUUGGAUGGGUUGCCCGUGAUCUGUGGAACUUUGACACCUCCGACGCCUCCGCAUCAGCAGAAGAAAAGGCAAGCUGGACAAACCUCUCCGCCUUCGCCGCCCAGCUCACCGCCCGCGCCGACCUUACCAACUCCCAAGACCCUCUUGAUUUCUCCCUCUACGCCCUCUGGGCCCUGCGCGAGGCCUUCGAGGAAGACUUUGCUGCAGCGAGUGUAGAACGUAAUUCUAUUGCCACUAGGCUGGCUUACCAAUGGCUGUCGUACGCCCCGGACGCGCUGCAUGAUUUGAGUCUCAAGGGACGCGACUUUGACGGCAAGUCUGGCAAGCCGGGGAGCAAGUUUGCGGAUCGCGAGUGGAAGGGAAUGAACGAGGCGAGGUAUGGUGUCUGGGCCGAUAGCAUUAUGUCGAUAUCGCAGACGGCUUCUGAUGAGGAGGUGCGCGCCCUCGCUAGGGAGGCUGCCGCAAAGCUGAAGACUAAAUAG